ACCUGGAUCCAUACCACCGACAAUGUUGAAUUUUCGCCUUUCUCUACUUCGGCGACCAAUUCCGGCUCACAUUCGCCCUCUCGACGAUGGAUGUUUGAGGCAUGGUUUCAUUCCAGACUGACUUUUGGGAUACCCAUCACUCGCCGAUUCUUCGCAUGGUCUCUUCACUUCAGUUUCCUAGAGACAAGGCGUUCUUGUGCUUUCUCUCUUUGGUUCAAGCAUUUGCAUGGCGUUCGGGGUAUCAUGACGCAAGAAGGGUGGUCAUCUCAAGUUCCGUUGCAGCCUUUCCGCAGGUGGUGGACUAUGAUACAUUGAUACAUAAUAAUCACAUGCCAGGGAUGGCGAUUAUGGGUAUUUUGUCAUGGGAACAAGAGAGGUUUCCUUGGAAGAACAGCUGCGAUGUUGAGGUGGUGUUACUUGUUGGUUGGUGCGAGACAAGGAAUUCAAACCUGUUAUUGAGGUUGUGGCGGCUUUGUCAUGCCUCUGUAGUUCCGGCCAUUGUUCUCUUUGUCGCUCAUUGUGCGUUAUGCUCGGGUGACAAUGCCGUGUCAUCGCCUGACUGGUGUGGGAUGGGACUUGGCAGAUGGCACACAGAACGCACUUGCACACAGGCAUCUAAGGCCGCGCUGCGGCGCAUCCCUUGUCAUACCACUCCGAGACAUGUACUCCCGAGACAUGUUCACAUGCUAGCCGGACACCUUGAAGGCUCGUGGAAACAAGACAUGCCAAGUCGAGCUCUUGGCGCUGAACGGUCCGCUUGCGAUUUCGUUUCAGCUCUGCCAUGACUUCAGAUUUCGCCUCGCCAGGUUCACGGAUGUUCCUUGUUUGUCUUCCUACCUAGUAUGUAUGAUUGCUUCCAGGCCCUCUCUGUCAUGAUUCGCAGUCCUCGGCAUACUGGAUGGUCUGGCUAGGACUUCAGCUCAUAUAUGGGAAUCAUCUUGUAUAACACGGAAUGUUAUGAUCUAGCCCCAACACAGACAAGCUGAUGGAAAUAUCCUGUUAUGUUAUCUUUAUCUUGGUACAUAAACUACGAGCAAGCUUGCUUUUCGCAGACAC
Chaetomium strumarium is the source of this 1056-nucleotide messenger RNA. RefSeq lists its product as uncharacterized. The transcript is spliced from 2 exons. The coding region runs from base 102 to 785 and encodes 227 amino acids. The record is from RefSeq and is a predicted model, not a curated record. NCBI's taxonomy places the organism in Eukaryota, Fungi, Ascomycota, Sordariomycetes, Sordariales, Chaetomiaceae.